This is a messenger RNA of Zingiber officinale, 2104 nucleotides long. Its product is annotated as protein REDUCED WALL ACETYLATION 1-like. Gene Ontology annotation, molecular function: acetyltransferase activity. Gene Ontology annotation, cellular component: Golgi apparatus. The transcript has 15 exons. Gene Ontology annotation, biological process: xyloglucan metabolic process; plant-type secondary cell wall biogenesis; xylan biosynthetic process. NCBI's taxonomy places the organism in Eukaryota, Viridiplantae, Streptophyta, Magnoliopsida, Zingiberales, Zingiberaceae. Bases 339 to 1973 code for a protein of 544 amino acids. The record is from RefSeq and is a predicted model, not a curated record.
GAAUGGAAGGGAAGUAGCCUUCUUCCUCCCCCCUUUCACCAACCGCUCCCUUCCUCCCUUCAACCUCUCGAUAUCGUGGAGACGGCGACUUCUCUCCAGACUUGCUACCAUUAUACCUCCACUUUCUCCUCCUCCUCUUCCUCUACUCAUCUAUCCCCUCAAACUCCCAUCUUGGUGGUUGGGUCGUUGAUGGAAUCCCACAACCCUUCCCUCUGAUCCUCGGACCGAGGAAUGCGACAGAUCACCCUCUUCCGCCCACUUCGUAUUAUUCUCCUUCGAUCUUCCUUGGAUUUGAUCUAGACACCUCGGCUCAGCUCUUGUUUCAGUUCCCGUGGAGAAUGGCGGUCCCCGGCCCGGUGAGCCCUGGUCAGGUGUCAUUUUUGCUUGGUUUUUUGCCUGUUUGUAUUGCAUGGUUAUAUUCAGAGAUUUUGGAGUACCGAAAGUCUUCCUCUCCAACAAAAGUUCAUUCAGAUGUGAAUCUGGUUGGACUGGAUAAAGAAGCUGAAAAGGAAGAUGAUCGAGCUGCUUUGCUUGAAGGAGGCUUGCCGAGAUCUUCAUCAAGAGGUUCUAAUUCAUCUUCCCGAGCAACUUUAAUCAGGUUUAUAUCAUUGGAUGAGUCUUUCUUGCUUGAACAUCGAACAGUGCUAAGGACCAUGGCUGAAUUUGGAACAAUCCUUGUAUACUUCUACGUCUGUGAUCGGACAAAUAUAUUUUCACAAACUACCAAGAGUUACAGUCGGGACCUAUUUCUUUUCCUCUAUAUUCUUCUAAUCAUAGCUUCCGCCUUGACUUCUCUAAAGAAGCACCAUGACAAAUCAGCUUUCACAGGAAAAUCAAUACUUUUCCUGAAUCGUCAUCAAACUGAAGAAUGGAAAGGAUGGAUGCAGGUUUUAUUCUUAAUGUACCAUUAUUUUGCUGCCACUGAAAUGUACAAUGCAAUACGAGUAUUCAUUGCUGCUUAUGUGUGGAUGACUGGCUUUGGGAACUUCUCUUACUAUUAUGUCAGGAAGGAUUUUAGCCUUGCUCGGUUUACUCAGAUGAUGUGGCGGUUAAAUUUCUUUGUGGCUUUUUGUUGCAUUGUCCUAAACAAUGAUUACACCCUGUAUUAUAUCUGUCCUAUGCACACCCUUUUUACUCUCAUGGUGUAUGGAGCACUUGGCAUUUUUAGCAAGUAUAAUGAGAUUGGACCUGUUAUGGCCAUCAAGAUAAUUUGCUGUUUUCUCGUAGUGAUCUUAGUCUGGGAAGUACCUGGGGUAUUUGAUCUCCUGUGGACUCCUUUUACGUUUCUGAUAGGAUACAAAGAUCCAGAUCCUUCCAAGUCAAAUUUACCACUCUUACAUGAGUGGCAUUUUAGAUCAGGUCUUGACCGCUACAUUUGGAUUAUUGGGAUGAUAUAUGCAUAUUACCACCCAACUGUUGAAAGGUGGAUGGAAAAGCUCGAAGAAUCUGACACUAAAAGGAAAUUCUAUGUCAAAACAAGCAUAGUUUCAGGUUCCUUAUUGGUUGGUUAUUUAUGGUAUGAGUACAUCUACAAGCUAGAUAAAAUCACCUACAACAAGCUCCAUCCAUACACAUCUUGGAUCCCAAUCAGUGUUUACAUCUGCCUGCGGAACUUCACCCAGCAGCUUCGCAGUUCCUCCCUCACUCUCUUUGCAUGGCUUGGCAAGGUUACCCUAGAGACAUAUAUUUCUCAGAUCCAUAUUUGGCUAAGGUCAAACAUGCCAAAUGGCCAGCCAAAGUGGCUUCUUUGUUUCAUCCCGAAUUACCCUUUGCUCAAUUUCCUGCUCACUACAGCAAUCUAUCUCUUUAUAUCCUACAGAGUAUUCGGGCUGACGAAUCUAUUGAAGACGGCAUUUAUCCCUAGCAAAGACAACAAGCGCCUUUUUCAUAACUUCAUUGCCGGAGCAACCAUUUGCGUCACGUUGUACUGCAUCUCAUGGAUUCUCCUUCACAUUCCAGGAGUAUCCAUUUGACAUGUAAUGUUUUUCUUAAAGAUUUUGACCACCCGCAUAGAACUGCUGGAUGUUGAUCAUCAAAUCAAACCUUUGCAACAGGGACGGAUAAUUUUCCAUCAAUGAUUAUGAAAAUGAGGAUGUUUUUUUUU